CGACACUUCACUUCACACUUCACACACCCAAGACCUUGCCAACAAACGUGAACGCGCAACGCAACGCUUCUCUUCUCUCCACUCCAUUUCCCUCCCCCAAAUCGCGCAACCGUUUUCUCUCUCUCGUUCCUUCGUCGCUUCCUCCAUCUCCAUGGAUGAACCCUCGCUGCAACUCGUCUCCGAAAUCGGAACUCACAUCGCUCAACGAACUCGUCCUAACAAAGACUUCAUCGUCAAAUCUCUCCGAAAAGCUGUAAAUGCUUUGUCUCAGUUAGAGCAGUGUCCUCAGCCACGAUCCGCCGAAAAAGUAGCAGCUGCAUUGAAGCCCCUGGCAAAUGCAUUGGUUGGUGGUGGUCUGCUUCAACAUGCGGAUAAGGAUGUUAGGCUUCUCGUUGCUAUUUGUGUCGCUGAACUUUUUAGAGUCAAUGCACCUGAACCGCCGUUUAAAGCGGAGCAUUUAAAGGAUGUAUUUAAACUUAUCAUCAGUUUGUUUGCGGAUCUAGCUGACACUGCAAGUCCGUUCUUUUCGAAAAGGGUUAAAGUAUUGGACACUGUGGCUCAAUUAAGGUGUUGUGUAUUAAUGCUGGAGAUUAACUGCGUAGGCCUGGUUCUUGAGAUGUUCAAUGUUUUCUUCUCAGUUGUGAGAGACGACCACCAUGAUAGUUUGAUUAGUGCCAUGUCUUCUAUAAUGAUAAACAUAUUGAAUGAGAGUGAGGAGGCUUCUCAGCAACUAUUGGAAGUGAUUUUGCGAAAUCUUAUAAAGCGAAAAAAAGAUGCAACUUGUGCUGCUUAUCAACUUGCUGCAUCAGUCAUCAAAGCCUGCACACAAGAAGACGAGCUGAAUCUCCUAGUUUGUAGCUUUUUGACCUCUUGCAUACAUGACAGAGACACUGUGGGCUGUGAGCUUAAAGAAUUUUACCAUGAAAUUAUCUUUCAAGUUUUCCAAUGUGCGCCUCAGAUGCUUCUUCCUGUUAUCCCAAGCUUAAUUGAAGAAUUAUUGGCUGAUCAGGUUGAUAUUAGGAUUAAAGCUGUUAAUUUGGUGGGGAAGCUUUUCGCACUUCCAGAACACCAUGUUGCACACAAGUAUCAUGAUCUUUUUGUGGAGUUCUUAAAAAGAUUUUCUGAUAAAUCUGUGGAUGUGAGAAUUAGUGCUCUACAAUGUGCCAAAGCUUUCUACAUGGCGAAUCCCUUUGGGAGAGAAUCACAUGAAAUUAUCACUUCAGUUGAAGAUCGAUUAUUAGAUUUUGAUGACCGAGUGAGAAUGCAGGCAGUUCUUGUUGCCUGUGAUAUUUGCAGCUCAAACCUGAAACUUGUUCCAUCCAAACUACUGUCUCAAGCCACUGAAAGACUUCGGGAUAAAAAGAUAUCUGUUAGAAAGAGGGCCUUGCAGAAGUUAAUUGAAAUAUAUCGAGACUACUGCAAGAAAUGUAGUGAAGGAAGCAUGAAAAUAAGUGAUCACUUUGAAGAGAUUCCGUGUAAAAUUAUUAUGCUUUGCUAUGAUAACGAUAGUAAGGAGUUCAGGUUGCAGAAUGUGGAAUCUGUUCUUGCUGAUGAUCUAUUUCCUGAGCAUCUUUCUGUCGAAGAAAGGACAAAGCAUUGGAUACACAUGUUUUCUCUUUUCAGUCCUUUUCACGAAAGGGCACUGGAUAGUAUUUUGGCUCAAAAAAGAAGGUUGCAAAAUGAAAUGAAAAACUAUUUGGCCACACGGAAGAAAUUUAAGGAAACUUGUUCUGAAGAAAUACAGAAGAAGAUUGGAAGCAUGUUUACAAAAAUGGCUGCAUCGUUCUCAGAUUCUCACAAAGCUGAAGAGUUCCUUCAUAAGUUAAACCAAAUUAAAGAUAAUAAUGUGUUUAAAUCACUUGAAAGAUUGUUGGAUGAACAAGAUUUCACAAUUGGACAAGCCCUCAAAGAUGAUCUUCUGGUCAUGAUUGGAGACACCAAUCCAUAUUAUGAAUUUUUAAGUUUACUCUUCUCCAAAUGUUCAUCAAACAUUUUCAGCUCAGAACAUGUCCAGUGCAUCUUAAAUUAUCUUUCCAAUGAUGAUAGUGGAAAUAAGGACUUGGAGGAUUCUUCUGCAAAUCUUCUGCUGGCUGUUGUUAGAAUUUUCCCUUCAAUGCUGAAAGGCUCGGAAAAGCAGUUCCAAACAUUGUUGAAGAAGAUGAAUCCUAUUAAUGAUAAACUGGUUGAGGUUAUUGCAAAAGCAGGCUCUCACAGUGCUUUCAAUCUUAGUGAUAUUUACCCAUUUCUUGAGGGAAUGUGCUUGGAUGGAACUCGAAGACAGGCCAAAUUUGCUGUCUCUGCAAUUACUGCCUUGAGUUCUAAACACUCAGUUUUCUUAUACGAGAGACUAAUUGAUUCAUUAUAUAGCCAAGAGAAUGUCCCCACAAUUUUGCAAUCUUUGGGAUGCAUUGCACAAUACUCUGUAUCAACUUUUGAUACUAGAGAUGAAGAGAUCACAUCAUAUAUUUGCCAGAAGAUUAUUCAAAUGGAGCACAUGGAUGCUGGUCAUGAUGCAACAUCCGUUUGUGAUACCUCUCGGUGCAGUGAAUCUUGUCAAUUAAAGAUUUAUGGGCUGAAAACACUGGUAAAGAGUUUUUUACCCUAUCAGGGGAUCCAUGUAAAGAAGGAUAUUAGUGGACUGUUGGACAUUUUAACACGAAUGCUAAGGGAAAGUGAUAGUUUUGUUAAUGCAGAUGCAGUCUCAUGUGAAAAUGAUAAGGCUCAUAUAAGAUUAGCUUCUGCAAAGGCAAUUCUUCGUCUUGCUAGGAAGUGGGAUAUACAUAUCACUCCAGAGAUUUUUCGCUUCACUAUUUUGAUUGCGAAGGAUACUUCUUCAUUUGUAAGGAGCACAUUUCUUUGUAAAACACACAAAUUGUUGAGGGAGCACAAACUACCUAUCAGAUUUGCCUGUGCUUUUGCGUUGGCAGUGACAGAUUGCAUUGAGGAUCUGCAAUUUCAUAUCUACAAAUAUAUGGCAGAUUUUAUUAAGGAUUACACUACAAUAGCUCGUAAAAGACAAACUUCUGCUGUUCAAGGAGCAAUUAUUGAUUUCCCUGCAUACAUUUUGGUCUUCUUGGUUCAUGUGCUUGCUCAGAUUAACAACUUUCAAUUUGAAGUCUCUCAAGAUGAAAAGUUGUGUGCUGACCUUUGUAGUCCACUCUUCUUUGUUCUGCAAGCAUUAGUUGAUCUCAGUAUUGUUGAUGGUGACCUGGACCUUGUUAAUGAAGCUGUCUUAUAUCUAUCGAGUAUUUUUCGAGCAAUCAGAAAAGCUGAAGAUGCCGUUGAUGCACAAAUGACAACCAAGCUGCACAUGCUGGCUGAAAUUGGGCUAUUUACCUUAAAUUCAUUAAAUCAUGGUCGGAUUUCUCUAUCUCAAGCCCCACGACAAGUUUUGCUGCCUUCGUCGUUGUACAGAGUGGGAAUCACUAAGAAUGAUGCUAACUCAAAAUGUCAGAAGUCCUUUUUUGAAGAAAGUUAUCUAAGUAGAGUCUUUCACAUGCUUAAAAGUUCAUGUGCCUCACAGGCAUACGUUCAAAAGCCUGUGAAAGCAAUUCCUAAGCAUGCUCGCAAGGGUCAACAUGAUGUCCCAAAGUCCAAUAUUAGUAUUUACGGCGUACUGGACUUGGUAACUAGCAAACCAGAUGAUUUGUUAAGGAUGGAUACAACAAAUGAUAAAACUAUGAGGCCCGAUAUUCCUUCAGGAAAAAGGAGAAAACACGUGCCUCUUUCUGUUUCUGGAUCAAUCAGUUUGCAUGAAUGCUCUACAAUUGAGAAGCAACAAAAUAUAGCAUUCAAACAUGGUGAAAAGAUUUCAGAGAGAAACCUGCUUUCAUCUAGUGAUUCUGUGAGCUGUAAGGGUUCUCUGGCUGAAUCACAUGUGGUGACCCGUAAAUCGAAAAGAGCUGCAGCUUUGGAGAAUUCUGUGACAAGUAGCAAAGAUACUGUUCAACAUUCCAAAUACCCUAGAACCAACCUCAGAGAUACGUGUGGCUCAAAGAGACAAGAUAUACUGGCAGAUGUAUCAAAUAAAAACAACUUCAGCCACGGUGAUCCUACUGAACAUUCUUCUCUCAGUAGUAUAAAGAAAACUGCUGCUACAACAAGAGGCCUGGCAACCAAAGAUGGAACAUCACUGAAUCAGGAGAAUAGUGCAGCAAGUGUGCACGGAAGAGGAAAGGGCGCGGAGACAUCAGCAUCAGAAGUUGUCAACACGAAUGCAUACGCUGGUAGAACAAGACGUAAAGUGUAAAUAUCAUGCUGUUUUGACGCCUUCAGUUACAGACAGUGAACUCAAAAGACUGCAUAUUCCAAUCAACUGAAUUGUGCAGUCCCAUUUUUAGAAUACAUACUCUUUCCCUCGUCCAGUCACCUUCCUCAGACUCAGAGCCUGAUUGGAGAAAGUAUUUAGUUAAAAACCUGAUAAAAUCCUGUAAAUUAUAGCAGCAUGCUGAAUUAAGACUGCACUGAAAAUAGUUAUUCUUGCGGUCAUUAAACGCAUUUUAGGGCAACAUGUCUUUAUCUGAACAGCAAAAUUCUUCACAUUAUGCUCCACUGCACCCAAUCUUGAGAAAAUCACGAGCUUCUGUUAA
Messenger RNA from Lotus japonicus, 4589 nucleotides. RefSeq names its product sister chromatid cohesion protein PDS5 homolog B. Gene Ontology annotation, biological process: DNA repair; mitotic sister chromatid cohesion. Gene Ontology annotation, cellular component: chromatin; nucleus. The transcript is spliced from 28 exons. The record is from RefSeq and is a predicted model, not a curated record. Lineage: Eukaryota; Viridiplantae; Streptophyta; Magnoliopsida; Fabales; Fabaceae. Bases 152 to 4249 code for a protein of 1365 amino acids.